This is a messenger RNA of Spirometra erinaceieuropaei, 1272 nucleotides long. The record is from the annotation of a GenBank genome assembly. NCBI's taxonomy places the organism in Eukaryota, Metazoa, Platyhelminthes, Cestoda, Diphyllobothriidea, Diphyllobothriidae.
AUGGGUUCGCCGAUUUCGGGACUCAUAACCGAGGCGGUCCUUCAACGGCUGGAGUCGCUGGUUUUCCGACACCACAGACCGAAAUUCUGGGCUCGGUAUGUGGAUGACACCUUCGUCGUCAUCGAACGGGAUCAGGUGCUGACUUUCAAAGAACAACUCAACGCCGUCUUCCCGGACAUUCAAUUUACGAUGGAGGAGGAGGAAAACAAUCAGCUGGCCUUCCUGGAUGUCCUCGUCUGCCGCAAAGAUUGUGGUGGCCUAAAAACCAAAGUGUUCAGGAAAGCGACAAAUACGACGCAAAUACUGAACUUCAAUAGCAACCACCCGAUCAGUCACAAACGCAGUUGCGUAAGGGCGCUAUACCGGCGUGUUGAGACGCACUGCAGUGAAAUGGAAGACAAGGUUGCUGAAUUACAAUAUCUUCGACGGGUAAAGAGAGCCAAUGGCUACCCGCGCAACUUUGUCAACCAGUGCAUACGAAAAGGACACCAGAGACCAAAUCCAACUCGCCCCAAAUUUUGGCGGGCUCUUCCGUACGUGAAGAACGUCUCGGAAGCCGUCAGUCGUCUUCUCACUCCACUUGGAGUUGGGGUUGCACACAGGCCGGAAGCAACCAUUAGGCGCCAAGUAAUGAGGCCAAAAGACCCGCUGCCACGGCAGGAAACGUCUGGAGUCGUUUACCGGAUCUGGUGUAGUUGCGGACAAAGCAAUGAUGUCGGAGAAACUGGGAGAUUACUCCGUACGCGACUUGCCGAGCACGCAGCAGCAGUGAGGCGGGGAGAUGCUAACUCUCAGGUGGCGGCACACUCGACGGGACCCGGCCAUAUUUUCAAAUUUAAAGAGGCCGAAAUCCUCGCAAGGGGUGACAACCGCGUGAGCCGCGAGCUGCUCGAGUCAUGGUUCUCAGGCCCGCAAUCCAUCAACAAACACAAUGACCUCCCGGUGGCCUAUUCCGUAUUGCGAUUUUCCCUGGGCCGGAGAAUCAGUCACGUGGGGAGGGCGCGGGUGAGCAAUUAUCACGGUGACAGUGAGCCAGUUUGCCGAGCAAUCGUCACACCAGCAUCGAGCACGGAUGACGAAAUCGCGGCAAUUAACAACUCGGACUCGGACCGCCAAGCCACCGCCGCAUCAAUUACGACCCCAGCGGCGAUUGUGAGAACUGUUAAUUGCAGUGCGCAUACGGUCCCACGGCAGCCACGUGCUAUAAAUACUGCACUCCUGGUGCCACCUUCACCUCUAUCUGCGAAUGUCUCUGAUGAUGGAUUCGAGUGA